AUAACAAACAUGGCUCCUGAGAACAAGAAAUGUUAAGCAGUGCGUGUUUAUCAAGUUUCUCUUGGCUUAUAUAUUUAUUAACGAAAUCAUGUUUGCAUUUUGUUGACAAUAAUGUAUAUUGUCAUGUAUUGCCGAAGACUUCUGUGGAUGAUUUUGCUUGGGUGGUUAGUACAACUACCAUUUAGUGACAGUAAUCAGGUGAAUGAAUUGACACCACAAGAUCCUAUGAUCUUUGUUUCAACUUUGAGGGGAUCGUUUUACGCUGUGAGUAAAAAUAGUGGAAAAAAUUUAUGGCACCUGAAAGAAGAUCCAGUAUUGAAAGUACCAUUAGACUUCAACACAGGACCUAAUUUUUUACCUGACCCAAAAGAUGGAAGUUUGUAUGCCAUCAGUGUUGAUUUUGAAGGUAUUAAGAAAAUGCCAUUUACUAUACCAGAAUUAGUAACAGCUUCACCAUGUAAAAGUACAGAGGGUAUAUUAUAUACAGGUCACAAGAGAGAUGUUUGGAUAGCAAUUGAUUUAUUGACAGGAACUAAGAUGCAGCGAUUGUCUAUGGAAGGUUCCCAAAAAGUUUGUCCUUCUUCAAGUGAACAUUUACUUUACAUUGGAAGAACAGAAUAUUCCAUCAUGAUGUAUGACAGUAAAACAGGAAUAAAAAGAUGGAAUGCAACAUUUAUGGAUUAUAGUUCCCAUGUUGCUCCAGAUCCUACAGAAUACAAUUUACAACAUUUUACAGCCAGUUCUAAUGGGAUGACUGUGACACUUGACAGCGAAACAGGAGAUGUUUUAUGGCAUCAUAAAUUUGAUUCCCCAGUUGUGGCAAUGUAUAAACUGCAUCAAGAUGGCCUACAAAAAAUCCCUUUCCUUAGUUUUGCUCCUGAAACAUUGGAACAUCUUUCUGGACAAGUGUCAUCGACAGCUUGGCGAACACGUUUCUUGAAUCAAGGAAAACAACAUUAUUUUUAUCCUACUUUAUAUGUUGGAGAAUAUGAGUAUGGUUCUUAUGCUUUGGCAUCAAUGGUUGAUGAAAAAACAGUCACUAUUUCACCAAGAAAUUUUGGUCCAUUGCUGUUAGAGGGACCAGAUGCCUCUAUAGUAGAGCCUAUUAAAUCUGAAGAUAAAUCUACACAUGAGCAGAAAAUAAAAGCUUCAACAAUCAGAAGAGGUCGUGGUAUACUUAUGUUAGGAUAUCAUGAAGUUCCAGAAGCAUCUAUUGUUAGAAUAUCACCAGCUUUCCAGAUUACUGACAGAACCAGUCACGCAGAAAAAAUCAUACCAGACCAUAAAAGAACUCAUACACCACCACAAGUAAAUAAUACCUCAGCAGAAGGAGAAGGCAUAGCAGCUUAUAUAACAAAAGAUUAUAAAUUUCUCACAUCAGUAUUUUUAUCAUUAGGAACUAUUGUAGCCAUUGUGUAUUAUUUUCCUAGAAAAACUGAGGAGUCAAUUAAAUUAAUGCUUCAAAAACAAAUAGAAGAGAACAGACGGCAGCAAGCAGAACAGAAGAGUCCAUUGACAACUGCAACAAUAGAAAUCGAUGAUGAAUUGAAAGGACAUAUCCAGAUAGGAAAAAUAUAUUUUGAUCCAAAGCAAAUUAUUGGACAUGGCUGUGAAGGGACCUUUGUAUACAAAGGUAAGUUUGAUAGAAGAAAUGUAGCUGUAAAGAGAUUAUUACCAGAAUGUUUUAGUUUUGCUGAUAGAGAAGUGGAGUUAUUACGUGAAUCUGAUCAACAUGCUAAUGUUAUUCGUUAUUUCUGUAUGGAAGCAGAUAGUCAGUUUCGUUAUAUAGCAUUAGAAUUAUGUGCAGCUACAGUACAAGUAUUUGUUGAAAAUAAAAUAACUAUAGAUGGUUUAGAUCCUAGACAUUUAUUAUAUCAAGCUAUGUCUGGAUUAGCUCAUCUUCAUUCCUUAGACAUAGUACAUAGAGAUAUUAAACCACAGAAUGUUUUAAUAUCAUAUCCUAAUAGUAAAGGGGAAGUUAGAGCUAUGAUAUCAGAUUUUGGUUUAUGUAAGAAGUUGGCAGCUGGCAGAAUGUCGUUCUCUCGUAGAUCUGGUGCUGCUGGUACUGAAGGUUGGAUAGCACCUGAAAUGUUAGAUGAAGAACAACGGACGACAUGUGCUGUAGAUAUAUUCUCUGCAGGUUGUGUUAUUUAUUAUGUGAUGGCUCAAGGUAAACACCCAUUUGGAGAAACUUUAAGAAGACAAUCUAAUAUUUUAAAUGGAGAAUCCAGUCUUGUUCACAUACAUGGUGAUGAUUAUGUGGUUUUAAGAUCUGUUGUGGAAUCUAUGAUCAGAUAUAAACCUGAGGAACGACCAAGUGCCAAAGCUGUAUUAAAACACCCAUUCUUCUGGAACCGAGAAAAGCAAUUAAUGUUCUUCCAGGAUGUAAGUGAUAGAAUAGAGAAAGAAACUGAAGAAUGUGAAGCUGUACAAAGAUUAGAAAAUGAUGCUUAUGUGGUAGUUAAAUAUGACUGGCGUAAAAAUAUUACUUCAGAAUUACAGGAAGAUCUGAAAAAGUUUCGUAGUUAUAAAGGCAAGUCUGUGAGAGAUUUAUUACGAGCUAUGAGAAAUAAGAAACACCACUAUAGAGAAUUACCGGAUCCUGUGAAAUUAUCAUUAGGAUCAGUUCCUGAUAACUUUGUUUAUUAUUUUACAUCCCGUUUUCCUCAUCUUUUAAUGCAUACAUAUGAUGCCAUGCGCUGUUGUCAAACAGAGAGGCUCUUUCACACAUAUUAUGAAAAUGAAAAUGGAUGAAAAAGUACAAAGCCUGCUGUAAUUUUUUUUUAAGAGAAAGAAAAACUAUGACUCUAAGUGCAAUUUGUGUGUCUAUUGAGUAUAUCAUUUUGAAAAUUCUAUUUUUAUACAGAAAACAUUCCUGCCUUUUUAUUUUGUAUAUUAUGUAAAAUGGUAUGAUAAAAUAUUGGAUUUAUAUGAGAAUAAUUGGAUUCAUAUUAUAAAAUGAUAUUGUACAUUAUUGGAUUCAUAUUAGAAUGUUUUGACGCAUAUAAAAGAAUUUAAAAAAUCAUAUGUAAUAAUAUUGCAUUCAUAUAAGCAUAUUUUGAAUUAUAAAAUUUACUGUGCUCAUAAUUCUGCUCAUUGGAGUAUAAACAAGGUAUGUUAUGAUUUUUGAUGAAAAGGGUCUGGAUUUGUGUUUUUUGUGAGAUUACAUGUAUAUGUUAUUGUUGUUUAUUUUUGUAGCUGGUCUUUUUUGACAAUAAUUGAAUCUAAACAAAUUACUGUAAUUUUAUACAGGCCAAAAACAAAAUUGUACAUAUUAUAAGUAAUACAUAUUGUUUAGAAGAUUUGAUCUUGUUUCAUUAUGUCAUUAUUUUUGAUUUUUUAUCACAUCGAAAAAAACACAAAUAAAUCAUUGUUUUUAUUCAUUUUGAAAUUCAUUAUGUAAAUUAAUGAAAAAGUGCUAUACUAUGACGUUCCUGAAUAACAAAAACUCUACACUUUAUAAAAUUAUGUACCAAAAACCACUGUCAUACCGGGUGACUUUGUCUAAACCUGUAUCAUCAACAUACCUAUUCAGUUUCCUAAUUUAUAACUGCUGAGAAUUGAUUAAUCAUGUUGCUUCAGUUUUGUGUCUUCAUAAAAAAAACUCUGCUAGAACCAUUCAACAAUCCAUCUGCUUAUUAUUACUUACUGUACUUAUCAUUAGUGUUGUAUAUUGUAUUUAUUUAGGUAAAUAUUUUGUUUAAUUAUUAUUAUUACUAUUAUUAUUAUUGAUUACUAUGUAGUAUAUCAUGAAUAGCUGCUACUUUACUUGCAAAUAUUUCAGUAUAGUAUUAUUGGUUUACUUUAAAGGGGACGGGGGGUCAUCCAUGAUGACACCACACAAUAAUUGUGAGGGGAUUGUUACUAUUUAUCUUUUUUGGUGUGUGUGUUUUGUUACAGACCAGAAAUGUAUGACGUCUGAGAUCUUAUGCAUUAAUUGGCUGCAGACAUUAAUGUGUUGUUUUACAGUAUAUUCAUUCCAGAAAUGAAACACUGUGGUUUCUGACUUUUAACAGUACCUCAGAAUUACACCAUGACCAAAUCACUUGUGUAAAUACCCAUGUAAAUAUAGUUCAUUGAUAUUGUGUACAGUAAUUAGUUCACAAGGAAAGAAGAUCUUUUACUGUUCUUUUUGAAAAGUGCUUAUUUGAUGAUUCAAAUGAUGUUAUGAAGUUAAAAUAAAGUUUAGAACGCAUCUUCUAAAGCUUGAUUCCCAAUGGUAUCAGUUCUUUGAACUGUAAUGUUGAUAAUCAAAUCUAUCUGUUUUUUGAUUUGAUGUAAUUUAACUCACUCAUCUGUUUAUAUCAGUAGUAUGUCACUUUGACACAACAAUUUUUAAUGUGUACUGCUAUAGAAGAUAGCAGUCAUUGCUUUAAAUUUUUAUGUGUAGAAUUGAGUUAUUGUUCAGAUGAUUAGAAGAAAUUCAAAUUGGCGGCGUGAAAUCACUAGAGUAAAAAGUAAUGUGAACUUCGGAUGGCCAUAACAUUUUGGACCAAUAUGCUUUUUGGUAAGAGAACUUUUUAUUGUGAAUUGUUUAAAAGUCUACAUCUGCCUUUUAGUCUGGAAUGUUGACCAUUUAAUAUUUAAAUAUUUCCUGAUCAUAAUUGAUGUCCAGAAAUCUUCUUUACUUUAUGCCAGUAAAAAGUCAAUUUCAUUCCUAUUUCUAAUAAUGAAGAAUUUUGUAUAAUACAAAUAUAUGUAUAUAUUCAUUUGUAUAUUACUCAUUAUGAUACAUAAGUGUUCCUUUUUUAUUUGUCAAUAACAAGCCAACAGUGAGGUUGAUGGACCGGCCUCGAUCCAAAAUAAACAGAUGGUUUUUAUAAAGCAUCUAGCAGUAUAAGCCUUAGUAGUAAAUUCUCAUUGUUGAAAUUAUAUUAGUUAAAGGAGCUAAAUCGCUAAUAUUUGAGACUUAGAAAUUGACCCAAAUGGGUCGCAACGCAUAUAAUAAUGUAAUCUGAUUGUAUAUAAACUGAUUUACAUUCAA
Molecule: messenger RNA, 4984 nt
Organism: Patella vulgata (common limpet)
Lineage: Eukaryota; Metazoa; Mollusca; Gastropoda; Patellidae
Product: serine/threonine-protein kinase/endoribonuclease IRE1
Exons: 21
Coding region: 112-2754 (880 amino acids)
Biological process (GO): mRNA processing; IRE1-mediated unfolded protein response; intrinsic apoptotic signaling pathway in response to endoplasmic reticulum stress
Cellular component (GO): IRE1-TRAF2-ASK1 complex
Molecular function (GO): RNA endonuclease activity; protein serine/threonine kinase activity; ATP binding
Source: RefSeq, a predicted model, not a curated record